GGGUGGAGUCAUUAGAAGAGCAGUUCAAAGAGAAUAUCAGGCUCAUGUAUCUGAAAACUACAUGGAAAUCCACUUUUUUUGGGCUGGGAAAGGGACUCGCUUUUCUGUUGACUAUAUAUAUGGACCCUCUAUUUCGGCCAUCAGUGCUACCCCAGAUUUCAAGCCUACUCAAACCACUGAGAAGAAUAGAACAAGCCUAAUUGUGGGGAUUGUUGUUGUUGUUGGGGUUGUAUUUCUGUUACUUGUAAUUUUCUUUGUUGUCCGAAGAAGAAAAAGGCCACAGAUGGUUGAUAACGAGCUUCUCAGCAUGGAUGUUAGACCAUACACUUUCAGUUAUGCAGAACUAAAGACUGCUACAGAAGACUUUAGUUCUGCAAAUAAGCUUGGACAAGGAGGGUAUGGACCGGUUUAUAAGGAAACGCUUAGUGAUGGAAGAGUAAUUGCUGUGAAGCAAUUAUCUAUAGCAUCUGACCACGGGAACAACCAAUUUGCUACAGAAAUUGCUACCAUAUCUGUCGUGCAGCACCGUAACCUAGUAAAACUUCAUGGAUGUUGUUAUGAGGGAGAACAACGAAUGCUUGUUUAUGAAUAUCUGGAAAACGGCAGUCUUGAUAAAGCUCUAUUUGCAAGAAAAGAAAGCUUGGUCCUUGACUGGUCAACGCGUUAUGAUAUUUGUUUGGGAGUAGCAAGAGGUCUAGCUUAUCUUCAUGAGGAAUCGAGGCUUCGAAUUAUACACAGAGAUGUGAAAACCAGUAAUAUUCUGCUUGAUGGUAAUCUCAUUCCCAAAAUAUCAGAUUUUGGUUUGGCCAAACUUUUUGAAGAUGAGAAGACUCACAUAAGCACUCAUGUGGCAGGGACAUUUGGAUAUCUUGCACCGGAGUAUGUCAUACGUGGACAUCUUACGGAGAAGAUUGAUGUGUUUGCCUUUGGCAUUAUGAUUCUAGAGGUUGUUAGUGGGAGGCCAAACUGGGAUUCAAGCUUGGAAGAAGGGAAGAAGUAUCUUCUUGGUUGGGCUUGGCACCUACACAAGAACAACUGCCAACUCGAACUAGUGGACUCAAAAUUAUCAGAAUUAUGUGAGAAAGAAGUUAAAGACCUAAUAGGAGUAGCGCUUUUGUGUACUCAGACAUUGCCCUCCUCGAGGCCAUUGAUGUCCCGCGUGAUUGCUAUGCUUUGUGGAGAUAUGGAAGUGAGUAGAGUAAAUUCUAAGCCUGCAUACUUGACAGAAUGGGCAUUUGAUGAUGUGACCACCUUUUUUAGUGAUGAUAUAAAUGAAGAAUGUGAAGAUACUAGCCAUUACGUCUCCUCAACAAGGGUACCUAAAACGGAUAAAUCCCCAGAAAUAAGUGAUGCUGAAGCCCUGCUCCACUGAUUGGCUUUUACUUUAGAUUCCAGUUUUAUUUCAUGUUAGUUAGACACAACUGUUAUUCAUAAUUUUAAAAAAUUUAAGACCAAUAAACUCUAGAAAAAAUAUACAGAAUAUAUUUUGAACUACUUCUUGUUCAACAAGCACAUCACUGAAUCUUCAUCAGGAUAUGGAAAUUGAUUUUGAAUGACUUUGUCUUCAACAAGCACAGGGGCUAAAGCUUCACCAGGAAAUUGAAAUAAAGGACUUCUCCAUGACAUUACUGAAAUAAAGGACUUCUCAAUUGUUAGCCUCAGCCGUC
Molecule: messenger RNA, 1667 nt
Organism: Pistacia vera
Lineage: Eukaryota; Viridiplantae; Streptophyta; Magnoliopsida; Sapindales; Anacardiaceae
Product: probable LRR receptor-like serine/threonine-protein kinase At1g56140
Exons: 7
Coding region: 62-1372 (436 amino acids)
Biological process (GO): protein phosphorylation
Molecular function (GO): ATP binding; protein kinase activity
Source: RefSeq, a predicted model, not a curated record